GCAUAUAUAUAUUGUGACUUUCUUCUGUGUGUAACUUUUCUUAUUUAUUUCAGAAAUGAGGGUUCAUUAACAUCAACUUUAAGAACACUUCUAUUCUUCACAGCUCUAAUGAUCACAUUACCUGUUGGGCUAUAUUUUUCAUCAAAGGCUUAUAUAUUUGAAGGUACCUUAGGAAUGUCCGACAGAGACAGCUAUUUUUAUGCUGCCAUAGUUGCUGUAGUUACUGUUCAUGUGGUGCUUGCUCUCUUUGUAUAUGUAGCAUGGAAUGAAGGUUCUCGACAGUGGCGGGAAGGCAAACAGGACUAGAAUGAAGAUCAUCAUCAUCCGAUGUCUACAGACUGUAAAUCAAAUUUUUGUGAGCUGAAGGAAAAGCAUUCUUCAAAAUGUAUAAUACACAUGUACAAAAAUGAGGCUAAUGCCUCAACUCUGGUUAGAAUAAGACUUGUGUUUGUCUUGAAUGUGUACCAGUGUUUUCUCUGAUGCUGAUGGAGGUUGUUCUUUAGCCAGCCCCUGCUAGGUCAACCUGAGAAGGUCUUCACCUGGAAUUAGAAUGAAAUAUAAUUAUGUAUUUUUGAAAAAGUCCUGUAGCUAUUUUCGCCAUUCCUAGUAUUUUCCUAGCUUGCUCUGAAAACAAUAUUGGCACGAAGCAAGCAUUACAUUUUCGAGGAAUUAAAUUGCUAGUUAAAAAAGCUGCAUUACUCACUACCCAACUACGGUGGAAAACAUGGGAUUUCACUUUGCUGUGGGUGGUUUCCCGAUUUGUGGGUGUCGUGGUUUAACCACAG
This is a messenger RNA of Pelecanus crispus (Dalmatian pelican), 785 nucleotides long. The record is from RefSeq and is a predicted model, not a curated record. NCBI's taxonomy places the organism in Eukaryota, Metazoa, Chordata, Aves, Pelecaniformes, Pelecanidae.